AUGCCGAAAUAUGUGGCCUUGCUCACAUUCUUCGUGGAACUGGCUACCUCCAGCCUACCACCAGAGGAGGCUUUUCAUCUCCUCGGUUGCGCGGACGAUGGGCCCAACAACUUGCACUUGCUUCAAGUCAAGGGCCGCAUGGUCUCCCAUGAACUAGAGCUGCCACACAAGCCCAUCAUGAAGGGCGUCAGUUAUGGCCCCUCUCCUUUCACAUCCCCUCACCGGAAUAGGCACCAGGACUACUUCUGUGACGCUGCUCAGCCAAUGUGGGGGGACGAAGGCAGGGGAGACUUGCGCGUGAUCCGGAGCAUUGGGGCCAACACCGUCCGCCUCUAUGGCAACGACCCCGACCAGCCCCAUGCCAGGUUUCUCGAUCACGCACGAAGUCUAGGGCUCGAGAUCAUCCCUGGCAUGGGCGACAAAGCCUUUGAAACCGGCCAGUGCAAGGGCGGGAACUACUCAUGCUCCGAGGGCACCCAGUUUGCCUUCAAGAAGAACCUGGAGAACGGCUUCCUCCUUGCCAACAGAACCUACCACCCAGCAAUCAAGUAUUUCAUCGUCGUGAAUGAGCCAGAGCUCAAGCUACCAAGCCUCAAAGAGCCGCGACAGUUUGCCAAAGCCAUCGCGACCGCCAUCGACGGCGUCUUGGCCGCCGAGGAGGAAGCCGGAGUGGUUGGCCCAAAGCCCAACCUGACAGUGACUUUCUCCUUUGCCUCAUGCAAGCGCUGCGCCAAAUUCGGCGAUCGACCGGGGCUGGGCCAAAUCUGGACCCUCCAACACGCGCUUCUGAAUCCGGAGUCGUAUGGCAUCCAGCCCAAGCACAACCUCACCGAAUUCUUCCGCACGCGGUUCACCUACAGCUUCAACUCGGGCAACCCCUCUGGAGAGAUCCAGGAGCUCUUCCUAAAGCACUACGUAGAGCUCUUCCCGUCGACACCGAUCUUCAUUGCCGAGUAUCACAACCCCGGUAAUCCAGACUUGCAGGGAGACCUGGAGGAAAUCUUGAGUGUUGCCGCGAGCUCGUCUUUGCUUCUUGGCAUCAGCUUCUUCGAGUUCCAGAAUCGGUACGACCAAGCAGGGCACUUGGUCUGGGGAAUGUUCGACCCUCAGAAGGACGCGCAGAAGACAAUGCGUCUCAAGUUCGAGGAGUUCGAGUCAGCUGUCCCCUGCCUCAGCCCCAUCUACGAUGAGGGCACGGCGGACGGAAUCCGGACCAUCGUCGAGCAGCUCACUGCUGAGGUGGUGAUCAGCAAGCACGGAUUCCAUCAGAUGGUCGGCCUGAACAACGUCUCGGCCAUGCAGCAGUUCGUCAACCGAGUCGUGGAGAAGCUGGGAGGAUUCGUUCCCUACGUCGUUCCAAAGGAGUUUGCCGAGCUGUUCCUACAUCCUCAAUCCAGCUACCGCGACCUGGAGGCCAUGUUGGUCGGACAUCCGCAGUGGGCAAGGUGGGACACCUUCUCGGCCUGUACUGUCGACAAGAGCGCGCUUGAGUCCACGCUGGGCGGCAAGAUUGGCUACAUCUGCGGGCAAGGCUACGCUGACUGCUCGAAGAUUCCCCCCAUCUGCAAGAAGAACGUGUGGGACACGGCCUCAUGGGUUUUCGGGUCACACUUCCGGGAGCUCAUGUACGCCAGGGAUGAGACUCCCAAGCCGCUACAGCACUGCUACUUGGACGGCGCUGCGCAGUUUGUGAGGUCGAGCAUCUGGAAGAAGUCUUCCUUGAGGCACGCGUGCAUCGUGCCAGUGGGGUGGACAGACCCCAACAAGGUGUUUAUCACCCAACAUGGCUUCUACUUGGUUUGGAGCGAUCACGACCCGAUUGCCAUGAAGGUUUUCAUCCAGCGGGCGGUGGAACACACGGGUGGAGAGGUGAGGGAGCGGGUGCCCCGGCGGUUUGUGGCAAGGAUGUUGGGCUUGGAGGCCAGUUUCAAGAGCCUCCAAGCAAAACUCGCCAGACGACCAGCCUGGGCCUUCUGGCCUGCAGAGGCCGCGUGUGUUCCCGACCGCGCCGCAAAGGCCAGGGACGUUGGCUCCGCCAUCGGACAGGUUUGCAGCAAGGGCCUCUUCGACUGCGCCACGAUCCCGGAAUCAUGCAAAGGCAAUGUCUGGGACACUGCAGCCUACGCCUUCGGGUCUUACUACAAGGCCUUGCGACAGCGGUCGGACAAAGCGGAUCCUCUCUAUGACUGCGAAUUCACGGGCAAGGCGGUCUUUGCAAAUCCCAAGUUGUACAGCACGUUCAAUUUGACAAAAUCGUGCGUAGUCACAGUGCCCACAAUUGCAGACACGAAUUACAGCUAG
Messenger RNA from Symbiodinium natans, 2301 nucleotides. Lineage: Eukaryota; Dinophyceae; Suessiales; Symbiodiniaceae. The record is from the annotation of a GenBank genome assembly.